Papaver somniferum (opium poppy) is the source of this 2008-nucleotide messenger RNA. RefSeq names its product serine/threonine-protein kinase PCRK1-like. Gene Ontology annotation, biological process: protein phosphorylation. The transcript is spliced from 5 exons. Lineage: Eukaryota; Viridiplantae; Streptophyta; Magnoliopsida; Ranunculales; Papaveraceae. The record is from RefSeq and is a predicted model, not a curated record. The coding region runs from base 492 to 1790 and encodes 432 amino acids. Gene Ontology annotation, molecular function: ATP binding; protein kinase activity.
UCUGAGUAUAAUAAUUCAACUGAAAAACAGAGAGAUAAGAUAACACUGAAAUUUGAACAUACAAAGAUUUCACAUUCUCAGUUGAAUUUCCAUUGUCAAUUCAUUUCCUAUAUUUAUCAUAAACAAAGAAUAUACUUACUAAAUUCACUUCCAAACAAAAAUUCAUUCAUUCCUUGCAGAUUCAUCACUACUAUCUUAAUCAUCUGCAGAUAGAAAGAGAUGGCUCUAAUAAAUUCUGUUUUCUUCUUUUAAUUUUUUUCUUUUCGUCUAAAAAACCCUUUUCACAUUAGUUGUUAAACUGAUUUCCAGCUGCCGUAAUUGACCAUCUUGUCCUGGGUUUAGCUUCUUGUUGCUGCUGUUGCUCUUUGAACUUUGAAUUCAAGAGGGGGUUCCUUCAAGCACCACAAAAAUAAUCAGUUGAACAAGUCUCGAACAUUGGAGAGUGAUUCGGACAAAAAGAAAAUUGGGACAAGUGUAGGGGGAGGAGUAACAUGAAGUGUUUUGCUUUCUUUAAUGGGGAGAAGAAAGAUGAGCCCAAGACUACUACAAAAUCUUUGUCUGUUAAAUCAUCAUUUUCGGCAUAUACUACAGAUCGUGAUGUAAAGAGAUCUGAAUCUGAGUUCAAUUCUCAAGAAAUUUCGGAUGUUAGCGAGGAGUUAUCAGGUCGAGCUACUUUUCCUAGUUUCUCACAGAGACCAGACAAUCUAAGAGUGUUCACAUUCUCGGAUCUCAAGAGUUGCACGAAGAAUUUCGGACGUUCUGUCAUGAUUGGCGAGGGUGGAUUUGGAUGCGUUUACAGGGGUGUUAUAAGGAGCUUGGAAGAUCCGCAAGUCAAAAUUGAUGUUGCUGUUAAACAACUAAGUAGGAAAGGACAUCAGGGGCACAAGGAAUGGGUGACUGAAGUUAAUGUCCUUGGAGUGGUCGACCAUCCAAAUCUUGUCAAGCUGGUGGGCUAUUGUGCCGAAGACGAUGAAAGAGGAAUCCAACGGCUUCUGGUUUAUGAGUAUAUGCCCAACAGAAGUGUGGAAGAUCAUUUAUCAACUAGGUCGGACACACCUCUUUCUUGGGCCAUGAGACUGAGAAUUGCCCUGGAUGCUGCACGUGGCUUAGUUUACCUACACGAAGAAAUGGAUUUUCAGAUCAUCUUCAGAGAUUUUAAAACCUCAAACAUUCUCUUAGAUGAACAAUGGAAUGCAAAAUUGUCAGAUUUUGGAUUGGCUCGGCAGGGUCCAUCAGAAGGAUUAACUCAUGUCUCAACAGCGGUUGUAGGUACAAUGGGAUAUGCAGCUCCAGAAUACAUCCAAACUGGACGUCUCUCAUCAAAAAGUGACGUAUGGAGCUAUGGAGUUGUCCUCUAUGAACUCAUAACUGGUAGGCGACCUCUUGAUAGGAAUAGACCAAAGGGUGAACAAAAGCUUUUGGAAUGGAUCAAACCUUACUUAUCAGACACGAAGAAAUUCCAUCAGAUAUUGGAUCCAAGGAUUCGAGAGAAUUUCCCAGUCAAAUCUGCCUAUAAGCUUGCAGGUGUAGCGAAUCGGUGUUUAGUUCGUCAAGCAAAACAACGACCUAAGAUGAGCGAGGUGUUAGAGAUGGUGAAAAAUAUUAUAGAAUCAGCAGAACUGGGUGAUCCUGAACCACCCAUGAAGAAUACUUUAAAACCCAUAAACAAUCCUGAAGAAGGUAAACGUAAAAGAAAGAAGCCGAAUCCAGUGAACAUUGAUUCAAAAACUGAAGCAAAUGGUUGGUACUUUUGGCGACCCUGGACUGCAAAAUUUGUAGAAAUCUGUUGAUAACAUUUAUUUAUAAACACAAGAUUAGGGGGUGAAAUAAGUUGUUUGUUAGUUGAGGAAGAAAAGAAGAAGUUAAGAUAAAAGAGCUUAAUAUAGUGUUGUGGUGAAGUGGUGUUCUUUUGUUGUAUGCUAUGAAAUGAAAUACAGAUGUAAUAUAUGUAUUCUAAUUAAGAUAGCUAAAAGGUUAAUAAGUAUAAUGUAUUAUAGUUUUCAAGGUA